Messenger RNA from Colletotrichum acutatum, 764 nucleotides. RefSeq lists its product as uncharacterized. The transcript has 3 exons. The coding region runs from base 202 to 639 and encodes 145 amino acids. Lineage: Eukaryota; Fungi; Ascomycota; Sordariomycetes; Glomerellales; Glomerellaceae. The record is from RefSeq and is a predicted model, not a curated record.
GGGGCGCCGCAGGAACCUCUAGAUAGAGAUCAAAAGUGCCCGAAGGAUUCGGCAACAUUUGUAAGCUCUCGCGCAAUCGCAAUUUGUCAGCACUAAGAAGAAACACAUCACAUAAGAAGAGAAACCUCAUAAAUAGCUACAACAACGCUGAUCUCAUUCCAUAUCCCCACAUCUCAUCGUGGCAGCGUCAUAUCGAACAAAAUGGUCGCCGUUCCAACCACUCAGGCCCAGGCUUUGGCUUGGCUUCGACGCUCCCACGAUAUCCACGACUCUCUCCAAACCACAGAAUUUGAUAAGAUCUACUCCAAGAAUGCUCAGGUCAAGUUCACCAACUUUCCUGCUGCCGAGGGUCUGGAAGCCAUCAAGCAGCUUAUGGACGCGGCGUUUAGGCAGUUGUCCUAUAUGAAGCAUGUCACUCGCCAGGCUGAUCAGGCGGAGAACCGAAUUUGGCUCGCUGUGGACAUCACCUAUCGGGUUAAAGGCGACCCUGAUAAUGAGGACAUCAACAUCCCGGCUGCGGGGCUGGUCACGAUUGUGACGGAGGGAGAAGAAGCUGGCAAGAUUGCACGUUUUGAUGUCUUUCUUGAUAACACUCCUGUCAGGGAUAAGAUCGCACUUGUUGCGAAUUUGGACUCGUAGGCAGAGCUGUUCUAUAGGAGAUUAAUUCACCGAAGUAGACACCUUUCCAUCUCCCACAAGGUGGUUCUCAGGUUCACAGUCUCACCAUCAUUUUUUUUUUUUUGGGCUAUCUCCCUGCUUAUUUG